AUGAAUAAUAAAAACGAAUUUUCUUAUAGAAUAUUAUUAAUUUUUAUACACAUUAUUUUUGUAUUGGUUAUAUUAUCUUCUGGUUCAUUAACUGGAUUAUAUUAUUUUAAACCAUUUAUACAUGUUGGAUUAAAGUAUCCACAAGAACAAAUAAAUAUUUGGAAUAUAACAUUAUCUGAUACAAAUUUAAUUUUAACUGGUGGUAAUUUUAAAACUAAUAUCGCCUUUUAUAAUACUUCCAUCUUUCCUAUCACUUAUGAACCACAACAAGUUGAUUUAUUCUAUUAUCCAAUUGGUGAACAACCAUCUUGCAUGUUAUUACAUUCAAGUGAUUAUCAUUUUGAUCCAAUGAGUGAUAGUUGUAGUAUAUCAAAAAUUUAUAAUACUAUUAAUCAAAAUAAUGAUUCAUUUUUCAAAAUCAGUGAUCUUAAAAUAACAAUGGGUUCAAGUGGAUGGGAUUUUAGUAUACCGAAAUAUAAAGAAUUGAUAUGGAAUAUUGGAUUUGAAGUACCUUAUGAAGAUUUGAGUAGUAUAAAACGGAUAUAUAUGGAUUGUGUCAAGUUUAAUCGUGUAUUAUUUUCAAUACUUUUAAAAGGAAAUGUACUUAAUUAUUUAUUCAUGAGGAAAGAAAUUGAUACUACAUUUGAAUUAUUAAUUCCAAUGGAAUGUUCUAUUGAUCCCAAUAUACACAAUUUAUUCCAUUCACAUAAUGCACCAAAUCAUUCCAUUAUUUUCAAUAAUCUUAAACAUACUUCUUUUAAAUUUUAA
Theileria annulata is the source of this 768-nucleotide messenger RNA. RefSeq lists its product as uncharacterized. The record is from RefSeq and is a predicted model, not a curated record. The transcript is spliced from 4 exons. The coding region runs from base 1 to 768 and encodes 255 amino acids. NCBI's taxonomy places the organism in Eukaryota, Apicomplexa, Aconoidasida, Piroplasmida, Theileriidae.